Carcharodon carcharias (great white shark) is the source of this 718-nucleotide messenger RNA. RefSeq names its product succinate dehydrogenase complex assembly factor 1 (gene sdhaf1). NCBI's taxonomy places the organism in Eukaryota, Metazoa, Chordata, Chondrichthyes, Lamniformes, Lamnidae. Gene Ontology annotation, biological process: mitochondrial respiratory chain complex II assembly. The record is from RefSeq and is a predicted model, not a curated record. Gene Ontology annotation, cellular component: mitochondrion. The transcript has 2 exons. The coding region runs from base 269 to 550 and encodes 93 amino acids.
CCCCCCCCCCCCCACCCCCCGUACUCCUGUCCCUUCCCCGGAGUCUGCCGGGGGCUCAGGGGGUCGCACCCUUGAGGCGGAUGAUUGUGGGCAAGAUCUCAGCAGAACGUGCCUGUGCCAGACUUUCAGAUCAGAUCUUCACCUGAGCACCUCCCCCACCACCGCCCGCAUUCUCGGUUGAAAACGGAAGUUUGCACAAGAGGAGGAGGCUGUUCGGCCCAUCGUGUGUGCCAGCCAAAAGGCAGCCAUCGGAUCCAGGCAGAUCACCAUGGUCAGACACAGUAAACUGCAGAAACAGGUCUUAAACCUUUACAAACAGUUUCUCCGAGCGGCCAGGGAGAAACCUGGAUUUUUGCCUCUGAUUCACGACGAAUUUCACAAGAACUCCCGAAUACCCAGAACUGACGUGAUGCACAUUGAGUAUCUGUUGAGAAGAGGGCAGAGACAGUUGGACCUGUUAAGCAAGUCGAACACCAAACAACUGGCAGCAUUCACGAGGUUCAAUCCAUCGGAGAACCUAGGCCUACCGACGAUGAAAGACCCGCCGUGACUUCCGUGAGAGCUGGCCUGAAGACGGUUAACAUCUUGAUUGUGAAGGAAAGUUGGCAUGAUGGUCCAAACUUGGAAAAUUGAGCCACAGGGUAAACGUGGAACCCAAUGAACUAGUUUGCGCUGGUCACACUAAUAAAUUAAUAAACACUAUGUGUAUAUGAUAUUA